AUGGGUUGUAGCCAUAAGUGGUUAUCUUGGAUGGAAGGAACUGUAUUUUUUAGUUCUAUCUCCAUCUUGGUUAAUGGUUCGUCUACGGUGGAGUUUGAGGCUUCAAGAAGAUUACGCCAAGGGGACCUUCUCUCUCCGUUCCUUUUCUUGUUGGUUGCAGAAGGCUUAACGAUUAUGAUGCGUAAUGCGGUUUCUUCUGGUUGUUUGAAGGGUUUUCAGGUUUCCUCUGAUAUUUCUUUUGAGAUGCUUCAAUUGGCGGAUGACACGGUUCUUAUUUGUGAUGGUUCUAAGGAGAAUUUGUGGUGUAUCAAAGCUAUGUUGCGUGGGUUUGAGUUGGUUUCGGGGUUGUGUAUUAACUUGAACAAAAGUAAGCUUUUUGGUGUGCACUUGGAGGAGCAUGUUCUUUUAGCGGCUUCUUCGUUUUUGGGUUGUCAAGUUGGGAAGCUUCCUUUUGUUUUCCUUGGUAUCCCGGUUGGUGGUAACCAUAGGCGGAAGGAUUUUUUGUCUUUUUUAAUUUCGAAGUUAAAAAAGAGGUUGAGUGGUUGGAGUGGUAAGCAUCUUUCCUUGGGAGGUAAAGUUACUUUACUUAAUUCAGUCCUUAAUAGCAUCCUUAUUUUCAUCUUUUUCUUCUAUAAAGAUCUGAAGUACGUUCUUGAUGAGAUUGUCAAAAUUCAAAAGGACUUUUUAUUGGGACAAAGUGAUAGGAUUCGGAAGGUGUGUUGGGAUAGUUGGGAGAAGAUUUGA
Messenger RNA from Vicia villosa (hairy vetch), 744 nucleotides. RefSeq lists its product as uncharacterized. The transcript has a single exon. The record is from RefSeq and is a predicted model, not a curated record. Bases 1 to 744 code for a protein of 247 amino acids. NCBI's taxonomy places the organism in Eukaryota, Viridiplantae, Streptophyta, Magnoliopsida, Fabales, Fabaceae.